UGAAGGGUCACCUUCAGCUGCAGUGUGCUGGAUCCCUCUGCUCUGCCAGUCCACUCCUUCUGUCUCAUCUCACAAUGGCCCCUAAGAAGAAGGAAGAGCCCAAACCUGCAGCGCCAGUGGCCCCAAAACCACCAGAGCCCGAGCGUCCCAAGACCCCGCAGUUCGACCCCACAACAGUGACGCUGGAAUUCACCCCUGAGCAACUUGAGGAUUUCAAGGAUGCUUUCCAGCUGUUUGACAGGACUCCAACCAGUGAGAUGAAAAUAACAUACGCCCAAUGUGGUGACCUUAUCAGGGCUUUGGGCCAGAAUCCUACCAAUGCAGAGAUCAUGCAAGUCCUUGGAAAGCCCAAGCCUGAAGAAAUGCAGACAAAGAUGCUGGACUUUGAGCAGUUUCUUCCCAUCCACCAACACAUUUGCAGAGCCAAGGACCGUGGAACUUUUGAGGACUUUGUGGAGGGUCUGAGGGUAUUUGACAAGGAAGGGAACGGCACAGUCAUGGGAGCUGAGCUCAGGCACGUUCUGGCAACACUGGGUGAGAAGAUGAGGGAGGAUGAGGUGGAGCAGCUGAUGCAAAACCAAGAAGACGCUAACGGGUGCAUUAACUAUGAAGCUUUUGUAAAAUACAUUAUGGCAUCUUAAUGUUUUUUUUGACCUUAUUGUCAUUCUGGUGCUACGUCACUACUGCCUCAUAUCAAAUCAAUGAAAAUCAAGGUCCUGUAUUUUUGACAGAAGAAAGUAGAUUACUGUAAAUCCCAUUUUCCCCUAUCUGUAUAUUUCUGAUUUCCACUCUUCAUGAAAUUAUUUAUAUAACUAAUUAAUAUGUCACCCUGAUGCAGUGCACACAGCACAUCCUGGUGUUAGUUUUAGGUCAUGCAAAUGAAUAAAUAAAUAAAUAAAUAAAUAAAUAAAUAAAUACAA
This is a messenger RNA of Solea solea (common sole), 920 nucleotides long. RefSeq names its product myosin, light chain 13 (gene myl13). The record is from RefSeq and is a predicted model, not a curated record. Gene Ontology annotation, cellular component: myosin II complex. Gene Ontology annotation, molecular function: calcium ion binding. NCBI's taxonomy places the organism in Eukaryota, Metazoa, Chordata, Actinopteri, Pleuronectiformes, Soleidae. The transcript has 5 exons. The coding region runs from base 75 to 641 and encodes 188 amino acids.